Antrostomus carolinensis (chuck-will's-widow) is the source of this 3818-nucleotide messenger RNA. Its product is annotated as signal-induced proliferation-associated 1-like protein 1. The record is from RefSeq and is a predicted model, not a curated record. The coding region runs from base 318 to 3818 and encodes 1166 amino acids. Lineage: Eukaryota; Metazoa; Chordata; Aves; Caprimulgiformes; Caprimulgidae. Gene Ontology annotation, cellular component: cytoplasm. The transcript has 9 exons. Gene Ontology annotation, molecular function: protein binding; GTPase activator activity. Gene Ontology annotation, biological process: regulation of small GTPase mediated signal transduction.
CAGUAGCAUAAGUGAUUGGAUUACAACUCUGACACAUUGCAGCAAAAGUGAUGUUAAAACAAUUUGAAUGUAUUGGAGCAUGGCUACUUCUUGAAAUUCAAAAGUUCAAGGAAAUUAUUGUUUAUCAAAACCUACUGAAUAUCAGUAUUUUCUGGACAUCCUGCAUUUAACUGUGUCCUUAAAUGUCCAUGAUUAAGAUCUCAUGCAACUAUUGUAUAUUUUGGAGACUAUUCUCCAAAAGAGAACUGUGCAUUUAAAAAGUAGAAAUGACUGUGUUUUUUCUUGGAACUUACUAAGGUUGAACAUACUGAAAGAUCAUGACCAGCUUGAAGCGGUCCCAGACUGAAAGGGCUGUUGCCACUGGGGUAUCAGUCGGAACAGAUGGCACCUCAAAAGUCCACUCGGAUGACUUUUAUAUGAGGCGCUUUAGGUCACAGAAUGGCAGCUUGGGAUCUGCAGUCAUGGCGCCAGUUGGACCUCCUCGCAAUGAAACUUCCCAUCAUGUUACCUCUACUCCUGGAGUCCCUAAAAUGGGGGUCAGGGCAAGGAUUGCUGAUUGGCCCCCAAGGAAGGAGAACAUCAAGGAAACAAGCAGAUCUAGUCAAGAUAUUGAAACUUCAAGUUGCCUUGAAAGCAUGUCUUCCAAAAGCAGUCCUGGGAGUCAGGGAAGCUCUGUUAACCUGAAUGCUAGUGAUUCUGUCAUGUUAAAGAGCAUCCAGAGCACACUUAAAAACAAGACCAGACAAUCUGAGAAUCUAGACUCCAGGUUUCUUACACCUGAUGGCUAUCCCAGUUCCCCAAGGAAAGCUCUUCGCAGAAUAAGACAGCGCAGCAACAGUGACAUUACCAUAAGUGAGCUUGAUGUGGAUAGUUUUGAUGAAUGUAUUUCACCCACUUUUAAAUCUGGGCCAUCUCUGCACAGGGAGUAUGGCAGCACAUCUUCCAUAGAUAAGCAGGGAACUUCAGGGGAAAGUUUUUUCGACUUAUUGAAGGGCUAUAAAGAUGAAAAGUCUGAUCAGAGAAGCCCAGCCACAACUAAGCUUAGUGAACUCCUGAUUGCCAGUGGAAGCAAGGGUUCAGGAUUCUCUCUAGAUGUGAUAGAUGGACCUAUUACUCAAAGGGAAAACCUGAGACUCUUUAAAGAAAGGGAGAAGCCACUCAAGAGACGCUCAAAAUCGGAGACAGGAGAUUCGUCUAUUUUUCGUAAGCUGCGCAAUGCCAGAGGUGAAGGGGAGCUUGGGAAGUCUUCAGAUCUUGAAGAUAACAGGUCAGAAGAUAGUGUCAAGCCUUGGACUUGUCCAAAGUGUUUUGCUCAUUAUGAUGUACAGAGUAUUUUAUUUGAUUUAAAUGAAGCAGCAAUCAACAGGCAUAAUGUUAUUAAAAGAAGGAACACAACCACAGGUGCAUCUGCUGCUGCUGUAGCAUCACUUGUCUCUGGACCCUUGUCCCAUUCUGCAAGUUUCAACUCUCCAAUGGGCAGCACUGAAGACCUGAAUUCAAAAGGAAGUCUCAAUAUGGAUCAGGGGGAUGAUAAAAGCAAUGAACUUGUGAUGAGUUGUCCUUAUUUUCGUAAUGAGAUUGGUGGGGAAGGGGAGAGGAAGAUCAGCCUUUCCAAAUCUAAUUCAGGUUCCUUCAGUGGAUUUGAAAGUGCCUCGUUUGAGUCGACUCUGAGUUCUCAUUGCACGAAUGCCGGAGUAGCAGUUCUGGAAGUUCCCAAGGAGAAUCUGAUUUUACAUUUAGACAGAGUAAAAAGAUACAUCGUUGAACACGUAGACCUUGGUGCAUAUUAUUAUCGAAAAUUCUUCUAUCAGAAAGAACACUGGAACUACUUUGGGGCAGAUGAGAACCUGGGUCCAGUAGCUGUGAGUAUAAGAAGAGAAAAGCCAGAGGAAAUAAAAGAAAAUGGACCUCAAUACAACUACCGGAUCAUAUUCAGAACCAGUGAGCUUAUGACAUUAAGAGGCUCUGUGCUGGAAGAUGCUAUCCCUUCAACUGCAAAGCAUUGCACAGCCAGGGGACUCCCCCUAAAAGAAGUGCUGGAGUAUGUGGUUCCUGAGCUAAAUAUCCAUUGCCUAAGGCUGGCCUUCAACACCCCAAAAGUCACAGAACAGCUCAUGAAGCUGGAUGAACAAGGGUUAAGCUACCAACUUAAGGUGGGUAUUAUGUACUGCAAAGCUGGGCAAAGCACAGAAGAGGAAAUGUAUAAUAAUGAAUCAGCAGGUCCAGCCUUUGAAGAAUUUCUUCAGCUCUUGGGAGAACGAGUUCGACUCAAGGGAUUUGAAAAGUAUCGUGCUCAGCUGGAUACAAAGACUGAUUCAACAGGUACUCACUCUCUAUACACAACAUACAAGGACUAUGAAAUCAUGUUCCAUGUUUCUACUAUGUUGCCAUAUACUCCAAACAACAAGCAACAGCUUCUGAGAAAACGACAUAUUGGAAAUGAUAUUGUUACGAUAGUUUUCCAGGAGCCUGGAGCACAACCUUUCAGCCCAAAGAACAUACGAUCCCAUUUCCAGCAUGUCUUUGUCAUUGUAAGAGUGCAUGGGCCCUGCACGGACAGUGUUUGUUACAGUGUUGCUGUGACAAGAUCCAGAGAUGUACCAUCCUUUGGACCACCUAUUCCAAAAGGCGUCACGUUUCCAAAAUCAAAUGUGUUCAGGGACUUCUUACUAGCCAAAGUCAUUAAUGCAGAGAAUGCUGCUCAUAAAUCAGAAAAGUUUCGUGCGAUGGCCACCAGGACCCGUCAAGAGUACUUGAAAGACUUGGCAGAGAAGAAUGUCACCAACACACCUAUUGACCCUUCUGGCAAGUUCCCCUUCAUCUCACUUGCUUCAAAAAAGAAAGAGAAGUCCAAGCCUUAUCCAGGAGCAGAGAUCUAUAGUUCUGGUGCUAUUGUAUGGAGUGUCCACGCAAAAGACUAUAGCAAGGGUAUGGAAAUAGACUGUCUCCUAGGCAUCUCUAAUGAGUUUGUAGUCCUCAUUGAACAGGACUCGAAAAGCGUGGUGUUCAAUUGCUCCUGUCGAGAUGUAAUAGGGUGGACUUCAACGGACACAAAUAUCAAAAUAUUCUAUGAGAGAGGUGAAUGUGUUUCUUUGGAGAGCUUCAUCAGCAACAUUGAUGAUAUCAAAGAGAUCGUCAAAAGGCUGGAGCUUGUGACUAAGGGCUGUGAAACAGUGGAGAUGACUCUGCGUAGGAAUGGUCUGGGUCAGCUUGGUUUCCAUGUAAACUAUGAAGGCAUUGUGGCAGAUGUUGAACCCUACGGCUAUGCAUGGCAGGCAGGACUGCGACAAGGCAGCCGACUGGUGGAAAUCUGUAAGGUGGCUGUAGCCACUCUGAGCCAUGAGCAAAUGAUUGAUCUUCUGAGAACAUCAGUUACAGUGAAGGUUGUUAUCGUCCCUCCAUAUGAGGACUGCACACCACGCAGGAGUUCUUCAGAAAACUACCGUAUGCCAGUGAUGGAAUACAAAAUGAGUGAAGGAAUGUCGUAUGAAUUCAAAUUUCCCUUCAGGAAUAAUAACAAAUGGCAGCGAAAUGCAAGCAAAGGACAGGGACCUCAUGUGGCUCAGGUACCAUCCCAAAUACAAAGUCCAGUAACAUCUAGGAUCGGCUCUGGGAAAGGAGACGGGAAAAUGCCACUGCCAGAACGAGCAGCCAACAUCCCCCGAAGCAUCUCUAGUGAUGGGCGCCCACUGGAGAGCCGGAGGUAUGUGUCUGCUUCGCAAAUGGCUUUUCAUUGCUGCUCAGAAUCUUGUCUGGACAAAAGCACAACAGAUUUAUCUAAGUGUCUGAAGACUGCUUUUAAUCUUGGUUUUAAUUAA